Molecule: messenger RNA, 645 nt
Organism: Vigna umbellata (rice bean)
Lineage: Eukaryota; Viridiplantae; Streptophyta; Magnoliopsida; Fabales; Fabaceae
Source: RefSeq, a predicted model, not a curated record
UCUUCCAAUCAAAUUAUCAAGGAAGGAAAAAAGAAACAUUCUUAAUGGAGAGCACAAAAGUCGAAUCCUACUUUGUUUUCAUGAGCUAUGAUCCUGAAUACGAGAGACUUAGAACUCUUGGAACCAAGAGAGGGGCACACGAGCUUGAUUUGUACCUUAGUACAAAACACGAUGAGCUCUUAGCAAGUACUCUAGAGCCAGGAACCUACAAGAAGACAUCUUCUUUGGUCAUUGUUGAUGGUUUUGCAGUAGAAAUUACCCAGGAUCAGCAGGCUAAUGUGCUCAGAUCUGCAAAAGGGGUGAGGGUUGUGGAGAAAAAUGAAGAGCUGGUCUAAUGUAUAUAUCAGUCUUUUACUGAGAAAAGAACUCCAUGGUUUUGCUUAAUCGAGUUCUCUCAUUGUUCAAAGUUUCUUAUUUGUGUAAUUUGCAACGAAGAUGUGAACUCUCUAGGCAAGUUAACGUGUAAUGUGUUAGUGAAAAUUAACUAAGGUAGAUUAUUUGUGUGCAUGUUUUCAGUCUUUGAAAUUACGUUGAGCAUAAAAACGAUCAUAGUUUGUGAUUAUUAUCUGUGCCACUGCCAGAAUACUCUGUGACAGUCUAGGAAAAUCAUACUGUAUCUCACCGGAAAACCCAUUUUAAACAAAU